UUACUUCAUUUAACAGAUAGUAUUCAGGCCACAGGGCCAUGCUGGGCAACGUGGCAGUUCCCAAUGAAACGUCUAUGUGGAAUGUUAUUGCCAUUAGUUAAAUCUAAAUUGCAUCUAUAUCAAAGUCUUAUCAAUAAUAUUAUUUUGCGUGAACAGUUUAAUCAUCUA
Molecule: messenger RNA, 168 nt
Organism: Rhizophagus irregularis DAOM 181602=DAOM 197198
Lineage: Eukaryota; Fungi; Glomeromycota; Glomeromycetes; Glomerales; Glomeraceae
Source: RefSeq, a predicted model, not a curated record